This is a messenger RNA of Sebastes umbrosus (honeycomb rockfish), 1586 nucleotides long. RefSeq names its product RAD52 homolog, DNA repair protein (gene rad52). The record is from RefSeq and is a predicted model, not a curated record. Gene Ontology annotation, cellular component: nucleus. Bases 185 to 1504 code for a protein of 439 amino acids. Gene Ontology annotation, biological process: DNA recombinase assembly; mitotic recombination; double-strand break repair via homologous recombination. The transcript is spliced from 12 exons. NCBI's taxonomy places the organism in Eukaryota, Metazoa, Chordata, Actinopteri, Perciformes, Sebastidae.
GCAGCUUCAGUUCCACUGCGCAUGCGUCAUACCCCAAACCUAACCUCCUUCUACAGGCCUUGAUGUCAGAGCGGAAGUUCAGAUGUUCGUCUUGUUUAAUGUUCCGGGUCGCUCAUUCCAAACAACAACAGUCACUUUAGGAGUUAUUAAGCGAUUUCCGUGUCAGUAGCAGAGCUCUGCAGUGAUGAUGUCCAGUAACGGUGAGGAGCGGAGCGGCUCGGCUCUCAGGUGCUUCGGACAGUAUACCUACACAGCGGAGGAGCACCAGGCGGUGCACCGAGCUCUGCGACAGAGGCUGGGCCCGGAGUACAUCAGCAGCAGGAUGGCUGGAGGAGGACAGAAGGUUUGCUAUGUUGAAGGGCAUCGUGUGAUCGGCCUGGCCAACGAGAUGUUUGGAUACAACGGAUGGUCUCACUCCAUCUCUCAGCAGAACGUCGACUUCAUCGACCACCUCAACGGGAAGUUCUAUGUGGGAGUCAGUGCGUUUAUCAAAGUGCAGCUGAAGGACGGGUCGUUCCAUGAGGAUGUCGGGUACGGAGUCAGUGAAGGACUGAAGUCUAAAGCUCUGUCGCUGGAGAAGGCCAGAAAGGAAGCUGUGACGGACGGCAUGAAGAGAGCACUGAAAUGCUUCGGUAACGCUCUUGGAAACUGCAUCCUGGAUAAAGAAUACCUCAUAGCCAUUAACAAGAUCCCCAAACAGCCUCGACCUCCUGUGGACCCGGCCCAGACCAAGCGCUCUGAGGGGGAGCCGUCAGUGGAGAAGGCCCGGAUCUCCAGUCUGGUCCGAGAGCAAAAGCUCGUAUCUGCGGCGGGUCCUGGCAGGACGCCGCUGGAGCCCAGAGUCCUCAACCAGAACCAGAACUAUUCAGACGUUCAUACCCCUACAGCUGCUGGCCCCGCUGACAGGAGGAGUGAGAACCUGGACUCCAGACCCGUCACGGACUCGGUAGACGUCAGCGGGUCUGAAGUGCACACGGACCCCAAACAGCUGAGAAAGCUCCGGCAGCAGCAGCUUCAAGAGAAGUUCCGGAGAGAGAUGGAGACCCGGAAGCUGCAGCAGAAACAGGAUUACGCCAAGUCUGAGGACACAGAGGUCGUUAUUGGACGAGGAUCCAGCGGAGGUCAUGAAGAUGUACCUGCGUGCAGGGACAGCAGCUCAGCUGGACACAGGAAGCCCAGCAGCAGGGACGAGCAUCUAGCAGACGAUCCUGAGCUCUGGGAUUUCACUCUGGACGGGAUCGAUGCGCUGGAUAUCCCUUCAGGCAGCCCGCUCUCCAGAGAACUCCGGCCCGGCACGCCCGGGAAUCACCAGAUGCAGACGCGAAGUAAGACCCCUCAAAGAGCCCCGGGCAGACCUCCGGACGAGGGCCCUUCGUACAGCCGAGGACAGGACCGGGCUCAGCACAGACCUCAACAUCAGAACCAGUAUCAGGCCGGACCAGGUGAAGCCGUCAGUCCGUACAGACACGGACAGAACAUGAAGAAACGCCGACUGGACACUUGAGAGUUCAUGUUGCUUCCUCAACACUUUAUAACAUUGAUUUUACUUUUGUUUUCAUAUUUAUUUAAUUUUUGCAAUGAGUUGC